Messenger RNA from Paramecium sonneborni, 185 nucleotides. NCBI's taxonomy places the organism in Eukaryota, Ciliophora, Oligohymenophorea, Peniculida, Parameciidae. The record is from the annotation of a GenBank genome assembly.
GGCGUCCUAUUCUUAAAUUGCCACCAAAAGACUAAUGAUUGGGCUGUAAUACUGCCUUUUAAUUAGUAUUAUAUUCUACUUUCAUUGUCCCUUAAAUUUAAAGAUAGCUUAAAAUAGUUAUUUAAAUAAUGAAAUUCAAAGUAAAAGAAUACAUAAUCGAAUAGUGGAUUUCAUUUAAUGAGAGG